This is a messenger RNA of Elgaria multicarinata webbii, 5614 nucleotides long. RefSeq names its product centrosomal protein 152 (gene CEP152). Gene Ontology annotation, biological process: centriole replication. Gene Ontology annotation, cellular component: centrosome. Bases 1 to 5391 code for a protein of 1796 amino acids. The transcript has 27 exons. NCBI's taxonomy places the organism in Eukaryota, Metazoa, Chordata, Lepidosauria, Squamata, Anguidae. The record is from RefSeq and is a predicted model, not a curated record.
AUGUACUGCACAAAUGUAUCAGUUGAGACCCAUUCUAUAUAUCAAAAUCUCACUAAAGGUUUGGAAGAACAGGUACACUCUAUACAGGAUUCCUUGCUCCAAUUGCAGCAGCUGUUGACAGACCUUCCCCAUGAUAUGCUGGAAGACAGUGGAGACCAUCUCUCUGAUUAUAGUGCAGCUGAGGAACAUGAACAAACACAUGAGCCCUGGGAUCAGGAUGCUACCAGAUGGAAUGAUCAUGCAACUGCAGCAAAUCCAACAGGUGAUUAUGAACAGACUCAGAAUUUCUAUGCUGAACACUUUCAGUACGAUCAAGGAAACGUCCAAGGUGAAAUGCAUACCAGUGACUGGCCUGUCCAUCACAAUGAGGAUGAAAAUAAAAGCAUGUUUGAGAUUUCUGGGAGGGCCAGUGAAGAUGGGUCUGAUGAUGUGUAUCUCGGAGGAGAUGGGUACAAAGCACCUAGCCAUUAUCAACAAACCAACGUAUAUCAUCUUCCAGAAAACUUUAGACCAUAUGCAAAUGGCCACCAACAAGAGUUCAAUAACCAGCAUGGCAAAAUAGCAAACUUCGAUGCUAAGAAGGAACACUUGAACUUUGGCACUUCAGAAAUGACUAACAAUCAAGUUGUGGAGCCUUACAAAGUACUAUAUAAGCCUUACCAGAAUAACAUCCAGCAGCCAGUCCCUAUUUCUCCAGAUACAGCAAGAAGAAACGAAGUGUUUGAAGAGAUGCAGCAAGAAUUCCUGGGUACUGGUGAGAGUUCGUCAGACAACAUGCAGAUCCUACAACUUCAGGUUCUUAAUAAAGCAAAAGGAAGAAAAUUGGAAGAAUUUAAUAAACAGCUGGAAGAGAGAGCACAGCAGAUUAGGUAUCUGUCUCAUCAGCUUGCAAUUGUGAAAGAUGAAAAGGAUGGCAUGUGCCUUAGUCUCCAAGAAAGUCAGACUCUUUAUCAAAAUGGCAAGGAAAGGGAAGUUCAACUUGAAGGCCAAAUAAAAGCACUUGAAGGCCAAAUUCAAACUCUAACUGCCAAUGAGGAGCAGCUGAUCAAACAAGCCAAAGUAGCAGAAGUUGCCAUGGAAAGCAUGCAGCAGCAGCUCUUGGAACUUCGGCGCUCUGAUGCUCUUCAGCGUGCAAGAGAACAGCACGAGGCUAUUGUUGCAGCGCUCAAGCAGAAACACGAAGAACAAGCCGUAUCUUUGCAGCAGAAACUUGAUGCUAGGCACGUAGCACUCCAGGAGCAGACAGAACUUUGCUGCCAUCUGAGAGAGCAUGUGAAGCAACUUGAAAGAACUCUUGAAGAAAGCAAAUUAGAAAAAAAUGAGGUAAUCAAUCGGCUCUCGAGAAGUCUAGAAGAAAGCCAAAACCAGUGUGCAAAUCUAUUACAAACAGGUUUGGUAAAGGAGACAAAUCAGUUACGUCUGCAGCUUCAGCAAACCCAGUCUGCCCAGUUGAUAAGCAAUGAAAUGAAUAAAGCUCUGCAGGAAGAGCUAAAGGAACUAAAAGAAGAAAUCAUAUUAUAUGAAUCUGCUGCGAAACAUGGUGUGUUUCUCAAUGACCCUGGUGGCGAAUUGAAUGUAGAUAUGACUGAUUCUUAUGUAGAUUUGGGUAUUAAAAAGGUCAACAUGAAAACAAGACUACAAAGUUCUGCACUUAAUAAAGAAGUAGAUAAAGGACUUUCUAAAGAUGAGGUCAUCUUAGAGCUUAAGGAUGAGUUGGAACGUUUAUUGAGCAGUAACAAGGCAAAGAGGAACCGGGUUUCUCAGUUACAAAAUGACCUUGAGGAUUGCCAGAGAACAAUAGAAGAACUGAAGCAGCAGAUGGUGAAAACAAACGCGCAUGAGCCGAAAGGAAAAAAUAAAGAGGAUCCAUCCGAUAUUUUGCAGCCCAGUACUUCUGAAGAAAUACCAAGGCUCAACAAGGAAAACCAGGAUUUGCAACAUGAAAUUGAGAGUCAUAACGCACGUAUUCAGGAACUUAUAGAAGACCAGGAAAAACUAAAAAAUGCAAAUCAAGAGCUUUGUAGACAAAUGAGAGAGAUGGUUCAGGACUUCGAUCGGGAUAAGCAAGAAGCCCUCGACAGAUGUGAAAGAACCUAUCGGCAGCAUUAUGAAGAUGUGAAGAAAAAGCUCUGUGAAGAGCUUGCAGAAAGGCAUGCUGCACAAAGAGAAAAGCUCAUUCAUGCUUAUGAAGAGAACAUGACCCAGUUAAAGGCUGACAUCGAUGAAUUGAACAAAGAGAUUUUUACAGUGAAGGAAUGUUACAUUGCAGUCUGCAGAGAGAGAGAUGAACAGGAGACCACUCUGAAGGCAGCAUUUGAAAAGGAGCAGUUAGUGAAGGAUGAGAAGAUUAAGAAACAGUUACUGGAGGAAAAGGAAGAGUCUUUAAACAGGCUGAGGAGUGAACUAGAAGAAACGCAUAAGAAUUCCAUGGUGCUAGCCCAGAGCCAAUGGCUGAAAGAAAAAGAAGCUGACACAAAGCAACAUAUUGAGAAUGAAGUGGCAAAAGUCAAAGCCUUUUGGGAGAGAGAACAGAAAGAGAUCAAUGAUCAAGCUAUUCAAGAAGUUGAAAAAGUGUGGCAGCAUAGACUGGAUCAAGCUUUGGAAGGAACAAAGAGAGCCGUGGUGGAAUCCAAAGAUCACUGCAGCCAAACGGACCUAUUCUCCAUCCCAGAUGAAUCCCUACGCCAGGUGAUUGCAGAAGCAGUUGAAGAGCAGUCACGGCUAUUUCGAGAGGUGCUGAAAGAAAAGGAAAAGACUUUGAGAGAGCAUGAAGCAAGGCAUCACGAGAGCAUUGCCAAUCAGGUUGAAUCAGCUCUGACAAAAGCCCGUGCCCGGUGGCUGCAAGAACUGACUGAGCUUGAGGAGUACAAAGCACAUCUGAAAGUAGCCAAGGAAAAAUGGGAGAAGGAAUCCGAAAUCAGCACAGCAAAGCAGGUAUCACUGGCUCUUUCAGCUGCCGAAGAGAAAUGGAAGAAGGAACUUGAGAACAGUGACAGAGCUCUACUGAGGACCAAGGAACUCGAAGAGAGGAUCCUUUCCCUUAAAAGGGAACUGGAACUCAAAAGAGAAGAAGUCCCUGCCAUUCUUAAAGCAGAACUGGCAACAGCAAGGACUCAGUGGAACAAGGAAAAGCAAGAGGAGGUCCUCAGGAUACAAGAGCAAAACGAAAAAGAUUAUCAUUCCUUUUUGAAUGACCACAGGUAUAAAAUCAACGAGGUGCUUGCAAAAGCCAGAGAAGACUUUGCAAAGCAGAAGAAAGAACUGCUUGAUGAAAAAGAGGAAGAACUGAGGAUGUCCUUGAGCAGGAAGCAACAAGAAUGGGCGGUUCAGGAAGCCAAGAGAUUCCAGAAUGAAAUCCGCCAGUUUGAGGACCGGAUCCUAGUCCAGGUGGAGCUCCUCUUAGAUGACAUCCACAAGGAUUUGCUCAGACGUGCAAGCGAUGGGCACGCUUGGCAAACUAAGUGGAAUACUUCUCCUCCCGGCCAGAUCAACCUCCAGUUCCAAGAGAAAUUGGCAUUUUGUCUGCAGAAAGCCUAUAGAGGCACAGUCUGUGCCGUUCUGGAAAAAGCCAAGCAAGAGUGGAAUGAGAAACAUGAAGAUUUGGGCCACAAUUUCAAAGAUUCAGAGAAUUCUUGCAUGCAAAGCACUGAAGGAGAGACCGGAGACAAAGCUAGGCCUUCCAUGUAUGACAUUGGACAGCAAGUAGAACUACAAAGAAGGCUAAGAAAACCACCUUUGCAGGAGACUGGAAUGGAUAUUGAUUGCAAGAAAAGAAACCUGUUAUCCCGAGAAGAUGUUUGCUGUGAGCAUUGUCACCAGCAGCUUGAACGAAAGGAAAAAGAAUGCCAGGAUUUGAAAAAGAAACUUGACAAAGCUUGCAAACAUCUGCAGCUUGCAGUGAAGGAACACAAAGCGAAGUCAGAGCAAGUCCAAGAAAAUGAAAGAAUUGUAGAAACACUCAUCGAAGAAAACUCUGCAGUGAAAAACAAGGCUGAUGAUUUGAAAGCUUCCAGUGUUCCCCCAAGAUCAUCGUCAGAAGGAUGUGUGUUAAAGCCUUGCACUUCCUGUGAUGGAAAAGCCUUGGAAGAAAUGCGAUCCCAGUAUAUUAAAGCAGUGGGGAAAAUUAAGAGUGAUAUGCUUCGUUACAUCCGUGAAAGUAGAGAGAGAGCUGCAGAGAUUAUUAAAGCAGAAGUAUUAAGAGAACGUCAGGAGACUACCCGGAAAAUGCGCAAAUAUUAUCUUAUUUGUCUUCAGCAGCUUCUUAUUGAUAAUGGAAAACAUGAAGGGGCUGAGAAGAAAAUAAUCUGUGCUGCUGGCAAAAUUGCUACUAUGGCUAAAAUCCUAGAAACUCCUGUUCGUAACUCAUCCCAGAACAAAGCUACCCACUCAGCUCUGUCACAAAAUUCCAAGCUGCUUUCUGGAGUUGAAGAACUGGAAAGAAAUUACAUGCAACAACCUAGGUCAACCCUAGUGGAAAAUCAGUCUCAGGGUGGAAGCAUGAGCAAAAAAACCAGUAACCCAACUACCCAGAAACGUAUACCUUGUAGCUUACAACAGCAACUUGAUGCUGAAAACCAGUCAGCCCUGACGUCCCGAGCCCAGUUUGGUGGGAGAGCUUUUAAGCAACUGGAUGAUCCUUUGGUUGGUGCUGUAGCAAUGACGCCUUUCAGUGAAGGAGAAGGUGUGAACAAAGGUCUACCUCAGACUAUCAGUGCUGCCAUACACCAGAAUCCCCCCUCAUGUACUUCUCAAGCAAAGCUCUCAAACAGUCAUCCAGUGAGCUGUACAGAUGUUGGUUCUGACUCUGGGGCACCUUGUGUAAAAUUUAAGAACCUAAAUGAUAGGCCAAUCAUAAACGAACUUGGAUGUACCCAGUCUUCUAGGCAUGGGAAGGCAACGUCAGAGAAAAUCCAAAUCUUUGACACUCAGGAAACUCCAGUAAGGGAUGAAGGAUGCUCUCCUGAUUGGAGCCUGAUAAGUGAGACUCUACACAUGGGCCAAAAUGCUGUUCCUCCGUAUCCUCUUCAAAAAGCCCAUUCCAGCAUACCAGAAGAAUCCGGUGAACAGGUUCCCAUGGCAAAUCUCUUUUACCAUGCCAAGGAAGAAGCUUCUGUUUUUUGCAGGCUACCCAGUGGCCACAAAGACAACGUACUUGUUACAAGGAGCCAAGACAUAAAUUGCAAUGAAGGCCAUCUGACUCUAAACCCUGGUCAUCUGCCAUAUCCAACCUUGGACAAAUUAAGUCCUACUGAUACCCAUCUGAGUGGUGCUAUGUUAUGUUCAUCGGCAGGAAAAAGCUACAACCCACUGCAUUUAAGGAAACAGAUACAAGAUGUUAUGGCUUUUCAACAAGAUAGUGGCUUUGAUAGCCCACAAAUCAACCUUGAUUAAACAUCAAGGAGUCUCUGACCAUUCUCACAAAAGAGAUGCUUAAAUAUAUUUAAACGAAAGCUGUGGAGGAGUUUGGGCAGUCUUGUGAGUGUGUUUGUUCUUUUCCUGACUUCCCUAUUAGACUGUUACAUGAACAAGCCAAUCAUAAAUAUUUAUAUGGGUUUGGGAUAGGUCUUAGCGAUCUGACUUUCCCUGUGUAUAGAUUGUCUUUUUAUAUGUGUGU